Molecule: messenger RNA, 2256 nt
Organism: Penicillium taxi
Lineage: Eukaryota; Fungi; Ascomycota; Eurotiomycetes; Eurotiales; Aspergillaceae
Product: putative AAA family ATPase GCN20
Exons: 8
Coding region: 1-2256 (751 amino acids)
Molecular function (GO): ATP binding; ATP hydrolysis activity
Source: RefSeq, a predicted model, not a curated record
AUGCAGGCAGAACUCCAGGCCCAGAUCCCGGGCUUGGACCGUGUCAUCUCCGAAUACUCCGUGGGCUACUUGACACACGCCUCUCAUCUCUAUGUCGAAGACGAUAAUGCCCUGUCGCCUUUGGCGGAGGCGGCCGAAACGGUGACGGAGCUCCUAAUUUCUGCCUCUGGGGACUUCUCUGCACAGAACCAGGAAGCAAUUGGAAAUCUAGUGGAGAAGUUUAUUUCAUCUCUCAGCGCAUCCAAUGGCGUUGACGAUGAGAGUAGAAAAAUUCCCGGCAAGGCCAGGAAGCUCGACCAAGCUAUCAAUGUCGGCACCCAGCGCAACAUGUCCUCGACUCUGGGUCUGAGUGGUACGAACGUGGACUUGGAGUCAGCCAAUGCCAGGAAGGUAGAGUCUCGAGUUGAUAAGAAGAAGCUGGAGAAGGCCGAACGCAAGAUUAGAGCCAAGCAGGAUAAGAAACAGAUGAAGACAGUCACCUACGAGUCCUCGCGUCUACUGAACCAGCCGGAUGAGACCAUGUCGUAUGAAGAAUUCUUCAUGGCUGUCAACCCGCUACAGUUGGGCUCUGACUCUCAGUCUAAGAGCAAGGACAUCAAGUUGGACAAUAUCGAUAUUACUAUUGGCGGCCAGCGUAUCCUGACGGACGCUGCUCUAACUCUUUCUUUUGGCCGCCGCUAUGGUCUUGUCGGUCAGAACGGUAUCGGAAAAUCUACUUUGCUGCGUGCUCUAAGUCGCAGAGAAGUUGCUAUUCCGCACCACAUCUCAAUUCUGCACGUCGAGCAAGAGAUCACUGGUGACGAUACACCCGCAAUUCAAGCGGUCCUGGAUGCUGACGUGUGGCGGAAACACCUUUUGUCUGAGCAAGAUAAAAUCUCCAAGCAAUUGGCUGCGAUUGAAGAAGAAAGAUCCCAACUGGCAGAUACAUCCAAGGAUGCUGCCAGGCUGGAUCAUGAACGAGAAGGUCUCGACAUUACCCUGGCCGAUAUCUAUUCCAAACUCUCUGAGAUGGAAUCUGAUAAAGCAGAAUCCCGAGCCGCCAGUAUUCUGGCUGGUCUUGGUUUCUCUCCAGAGCGACAACAGUUUGCAACAAAGACCUUCUCUGGAGGUUGGCGUAUGCGUUUGGCUUUGGCUCGUGCUCUGUUCUGUGAGCCUGAUCUUUUGCUUCUUGAUGAACCUUCCAACAUGUUGGAUGUUCCUUCUAUCACUUUCCUGUCAAAUUACCUUCAGGGAUACCCCAGCACAAUCCUCGUUGUCUCUCACGAUCGUUCAUUCUUGAACGAGGUGGCCACCGAUAUUGUCCACCAGCACUCAGAGCGAUUGGAUUACUACAAGGGUGCCAACUUCGAAUCCUUCUAUGCCACAAAGGAGGAGCGACGGAAAAUGGCCAAACGCGAGUACGAGAAGCAAAUGGGCGAGAGGGCACAUCUUCAAGCCUUCAUCGACAAAUUCAGAUACAACGCCGCCAAGUCCUCAGAGGCGCAAUCAAGAAUUAAGAAGCUCGAACGUAUGCCAGUACUCGAAGCCCCCGAGGCCGAAUAUGUUGUGCAUUUCCAGUUCCCCGAGGUCGAGAAGCUUUCACCUCCUAUUGUUCAAAUGUCCGAAGUUUGCUUCGGCUACACUAAGGAACUACCUCUUCUCAAGGAUGUUGACCUUAGCGUCCAACUGGACUCACGUAUCGGAAUUGUCGGACCCAACGGUGCUGGUAAAACCACAGUGUUGAAGCUGCUCAUCAACCAACUCACUCCGACAAAGGGUCUUAUAUCCGCACACUCACGACUAAGAAUUGGAUUCUUCGCCCAGCACCACGUCGAUGCUCUUGAUCUAACCACCAGUGCUGUCAGUUUCAUGGCAAAGACUUAUCCUGGCAAGACCGAUGAAGAGUACCGGAGACACUUGGGAGCCUUUGGUAUCACCGGUACAACUGGUCUCCAGCGUAUGGAGUUCUUGUCUGGAGGUCAGAAAUCGCGUGUCGCCUUUGCGUGCUUGUCUUUGACUAACCCUCACAUUCUGGUUCUUGACGAACCUUCUAACCACUUGGAUAUUGAGGGUAUGGAUGCUCUCUCCUCCGCACUCCAACGAUUUGAGGGAGGUGUGGUGAUGGUAUCUCACGACGUGACAAUGUUGCAGAACGUCUGCACUAGUCUCUGGGUCUGCGAUGGAGGAACUGUGCACAAAUUCGACGGAGACGUCAAGGCUUACAAGAAGCUCAUUACUGCACAGGCCGAUGCGGCUGGUGUUGUUGCCAAGCACUAG